This is a messenger RNA of Myotis daubentonii (Daubenton's bat), 834 nucleotides long. RefSeq names its product ribosomal protein S10 (gene RPS10). Lineage: Eukaryota; Metazoa; Chordata; Mammalia; Chiroptera; Vespertilionidae. Gene Ontology annotation, cellular component: cytosolic small ribosomal subunit. The record is from RefSeq and is a predicted model, not a curated record. Gene Ontology annotation, molecular function: RNA binding; structural constituent of ribosome.
GGAGAGGGGUAGGAAAUGAGGGUGCGAAGGCCUUGGCCCUUUGGCUGCGGGUCGACGGCCCGUCGUGAGAAGAGACGUCCCUGGCCUCCCCAUGCCCGCCUGAAAGUGCAGCCUCGCCGCGCGCACCGUGGCACCGGUGUUGAUGGCCCCGGAUACUCAGAGAACGCGGAUGUUGAUGCCCAAGAAGAACCGGAUCGCCAUUUACGAGCUCCUCUUCAAGGAGGGGGUGAUGGUGGCCAAGAAGGACGUGCACAUGCCCAAGCACCCCGAGCUGGCGGACAAGAACGUGCCCAAUCUCCACGUCAUGAAGGCCAUGCAGGUAGCCGGCCGGGCGCUGCUGGAGUGGGUGCCGAUGGAGGGGUUUUCGGCGGCUGCCCAAGGCCAAUGCCCAGGAGGUCAGGACAGCCCGCGCUGCUUGCUGCCUUGACGGGCCGUGAGUCUCUCAAGUCCCGGGGCUACGUGAAGGAACAGUUUGCCUGGAGACACUUCUACUGGUACCUCACCAACGAGGGCAUCCAGUAUCUCCGCGAUUACCUGCACCUGCCCCCUGAGAUCGUGCCCGCCACCUUGCGCCGCAGCCGCCCUGAGACUGGCCGCCCAAGGCCCAAAGGUCUGGAGGGCGAGCGACCUGCAAGGCUCACACGAGGGGAAGCCGACAGAGACACCUACAGACGGAGUGCUGUGCCCCCUGGUGCUGACAAGAAAGCUGAGGCUGGGGCUGGGUCAGCAACCGAAUUCCAGUUUAGAGGCGGAUUUGGUCGUGGACGUGGUCAGCCACCUCAGUAAAGUUGGACGGGUUAUUUUGUGUUGAAUAAACUUGUGGUCAGAAAACAA